UUAAAAUGUCGUACCUUUCGCUACAGUUGACACUCUUCAGGUUUGCACAUGACCCCCUGCCACUCUUUCAUGAUUACUGGGUUCAUUUCCUCAUUGCUUGAACUUUGGAAGUAAUCAUCAGAGUGCAAACGUUAACUAUUGGUACACUUAAUCUGAUAAGGUAAUAGUGUCAGUGAAAGUGUUUUUAUAUCAAAGCAAAGAUAGAAAGAUAAGAAACAGUAUAUAAGAGCUGAGCUGUUCAGCAUCUCCACACAGGAAGCUUCAAGAGGACACUGAGAGGAAAGAAGAGAACAUAAUCCAUUCAUCUUUUUCAAUAUCUGAAACAACUCAGCCAUGAAGACGGCCAUUAUGUUUCUACUCGUCUGGGCCGUGAUGGCCCUGACUAACGCUGCUGCUGUUCCAGAGGCAGAGCCCGAUCACAUGACAGGGGAGGCAGCUUUUGAAGAGGCUUUUCCAGAAGCAGAGCCUGGUGAGGAAAUGACAGAGGAGGCACUGCUUCAAGAAGCUUUUCCAGAAGCGGAGCUCGAGGAGGAAAUGACAGAGGAGGCAUUGCUUCAAGAAGAUGAUGGUCUCGUCAGGUCAGGAGGUUGUCCCAGUGGUUGGACACGCUACGAGACGCGCUGUUUCCGGUUCUAUGUAUCACAAUUGGCAUGGGCUAUAGCAGAGAGAAACUGUCGGACUCGGGGUGGAAACCUUGCAUCAGUGCACAGCUAUGCUGAGUAUAACUUUAUUAAGGGACUGAUAUCGAGGGUGACUCAUGGUCAACCAGAAACAUGGCUUGGAGCCUCAGAUGCACAAUACGAGGGUGUUUGGCUCUGGAGUGACAGCUCACAUUUCAGUUUCACUAACUUUUGUCCAGGAGAGCCAACCAACUAUCGUCACCAGCACUGUCUUCAGAUGAACUUUGGAGGUGGAAAGUGCUGGGACGAUCUCUGGUGUUGGCAUCAUCGCCCGUAUGUCUGUGCCAGGAGAAUCUGAUCAUCUAUGUUUGUCCCAGAAUCAUGAAGAGAACAACUUCUUCUAUUUUUCUGUCACCAGUUUAUAUUUGGUUUAUUAUCUCAUGUCUUAGUUUUGUAACUUUUACUGUAAUGCUUCAGAAAUGAAGAACGAGUGAUCAAUGUGUAAUGACAAAAAAAUGUAAUUUGUACUUUCUUAUUGUGAAAAGAGAACUUGUCUUUCUUGUAUCAAGAAAAAA
This is a messenger RNA of Notolabrus celidotus (New Zealand spotty), 1195 nucleotides long. Its product is annotated as galactose-specific lectin nattectin-like. The record is from RefSeq and is a predicted model, not a curated record. Gene Ontology annotation, molecular function: signaling receptor activity. The transcript is spliced from 8 exons. Lineage: Eukaryota; Metazoa; Chordata; Actinopteri; Labriformes; Labridae. Bases 334 to 978 code for a protein of 214 amino acids.